Molecule: messenger RNA, 1404 nt
Organism: Zygotorulaspora mrakii
Lineage: Eukaryota; Fungi; Ascomycota; Saccharomycetes; Saccharomycetales; Saccharomycetaceae
Gene: PRP4
Product: U4/U6-U5 snRNP complex subunit PRP4
Exons: 1
Coding region: 1-1404 (467 amino acids)
Biological process (GO): mRNA splicing, via spliceosome
Cellular component (GO): U4/U6 x U5 tri-snRNP complex
Molecular function (GO): U6 snRNA binding; protein binding; U4 snRNA binding
Source: RefSeq, a predicted model, not a curated record
AUGUCCAAGGGAAAAAGAACUACCUACGAUUCUUUAGAAGUUCGAACUGAUGAGAGUUUUGAUGGGAAUGGCGUAAGUGUCGAAGAGCGCUUGCGUAGGAUAGAUUAUCAACAGUGGGAGAAGCGUAAGCUAAUACCGACCGACGAUGAAGAAGUCAGAGAUGCUUUGAGGCUGAUCAAGGAACCUGAUAAUGUACAAUAUGAGGACCCUUUUAGCAGAAGAGAGAGACUGUCAGAACUGCUAUUUUUGAAUAAAGAUCAUAUGGAGAUUUUCAAAGCUCAUCUCCAGCAGGAAGAGCUGCAGAAAUCAACUAGUGAUGAUGAAAAGGAAGAGGAAGAAUUUUAUACUCCGGCAAGUAAUGAUUUGAUAGAAGCAAGGAAAUUCCUGAUCAACUAUACCAAUGUGCGAUCCAAGGAAAGAUUGGAAAGAGAGAUACAGAACACAGCAACGAGCGAUGUUUCAAGAAUAAUUAAUGAAAGAAGAGGAAUAAAUACAAGGCUGAAAAAAUUCGAGCUUGCUGGAUCUCAGAUUACCUCAUCACGGCCGGUGUCACAAGCUAGAUUGUCUCCGAAUGAUAAGUUUAUCGCGACUGCAAACUGGAACGGCGGGAUUGGCAUUCUAGACAGUUAUUCAUUAGAUGUCAUAUGUUCAGCCGAUGGAGUACAUCAGGGCAAAAUUGGGGGAAUAAAUUGGAGUCCAGAUGGUAAAAUGAUUGUGAGCGGCGCAGAGGAUGGAUUAGUCAGGCUAUUUAUUGUAGAGCAACAACAAAUACAAGAGUCUUCAAUACUAAAAGGGCACGAGAGACGUGUUGCUGGUACUGCUUUUCAUCCUUCUCAAUUAUAUGUAGCUAGUGCUUCAUUCGAUAUGACUUGGAGGUUGUGGGACUUAAACACGGGUAAAGAACUGUUACUGCAAGAAGGACAUGGCAAAGAGGUGUUUUGUGUAGCUUUUCAAAACGAUGGUUCUCUUCUUUGUAGUGCAGGAUUAGAUCACUGCGGAAUCAUAUGGGACAUUCGUUCUGGAAAAUCCACGAUGAUUUUGAAAGGACAUGCAAAACCUAUUUAUGCGGUUGAUUGGUCUCCUAACGGAUAUACAGUUGCCACUGGUGCUGGAGAUGGAACCGUAAAAAUAUGGGAUCUACGUAAGUCCAGUGAAGAAUUUACGAUUUUAGCACAUAACAACGUAGUAUCUAGUGUUUCCUUUGACAAGGAGCAUGGAAAUGUUCUAGUUUCCGGUGGCUACGACAAAAAAGUCAAUGUUUUCAGUUGCGAUAAUUGGAUCAAAUUGAAUUCCUUAGAGGGCCAUACAGACAAAGUUCUUUGCUCAGAUAUUUCAAAAGAUGCGAGCUUUGUAAUAAGUUCAGGUUGGGAUAGGUCUAUAAAAUUAUGGAAAAUCGAUAAUUGA